UAGGCAGACCUCCGGACGAGCGGGCCCCUCGGUUUUCUCCAUCGCGGUUGUUACUCGUUAGUGCGAGCUGCAGGCACUAAGGAAGGCAGAGUCGCGCAGUGAGUGCUUGGUUACUGGUUACUGGUUAGUGCCGUCGAAGGAACGCUAUGCUACGCGAGGAUAGCGCACGGACCUUGUUCUCGUACAAAGACUGACUAGUGUUAAUUAAUUUACGAAUAGAGGCGGAAGGAGAGGAGGUGAUUUUUUAGUAAAACGAACAGGGAGAGAAUCUGAAACGCGAGGACAGAUGAGGGAUAAAUUCUCACGACGACGAGAUUGUAAAAACCGCGAAUAUCGGUGUGAAUUGAUAACGAGUAACGUCGAUCGUACGUAAGUAGGAUCGUAAUAUCGAUUGAUCCUCGGAUCGCUGCAACGUCAGACGGAAUUACACCUUUUAUCCGUUCUUAUUAAUUCUCGUCGGUUUCGUACUGUGAAGUGAAUUAAAUCUCAACUUCGUUUCGAAAGGAAAAUAAAUAAGUAAACCUAAAAAUGCCUUGUUCCGCGGUGACUCUUUCUCUGGCUACCAUCACCGGUAUCAUCGCCACCGCUCUUCUGGCGAUCGCCUUUUCUACGGACAACUGGCUCUACACCGAGGUGAAGCGAGCCCAAAUACAGCAAUAUGCCGCGAAGAAUCGAGAGCAGAGUAUGCAGCUGGUUGACCAGAUGAACUCCAAGUUUUACUACUACACAAGGACUCAGGGACUCUUCAGGAUAUGUUAUCCGAAGGAGAGACCACCGACUGUCGAGACUUACCUCAGCCCGGUGGAAACUCACUGUAUGAAUAUCGACUACUUCAUCCCGGACGAGGAGAAUCAGACGAGGGGUUUCUCAGACGACGCUAUAGCUCGCCUUCAUAUGGGCAGAUCGGUGAUCGCCUUGUUCAUGGUUGGAUUUUUGGCAAUCUUUUCCGCAUUCUGGACCGGAGUUGUUGGCUGCUGGCGAAGGUCUCCAGGAAACAUAACAGCGACGGCUAUUCUGAUGCUCUUCGCCUGCCUCUUGAGCGCUGGUGGUAUGGGACUUUGGCACGGGGUCGAGUACUAUGAGAAGGAGAAGGUCGUCGGUGAGGAAUAUUAUCAGCAAUGGAGCAACGUAUUGAAGGACAACUCGAUAGUGUCGUACGAUUGGUCGUACGUCGUCGCUUGGGUCGGCGUCGGUUGGUCUCUGGUCAGCGCGAUCCUGUUUAGCGCAGCGGCCAUUUGCUUGCGGGGCGAACGCUUGCGAGAGGAGGCUAUGAACAUGCAGUACCUCAUGCCUGUUUAUCCGCAAAAGCAACAAUACGCAUACGCCGGUUAUCCCCCGCCUGCCGCCUAUCCAGGGCCGUAUUAUCACGGUUCCCAAUACGGCCCGUACAACUACUGAUCUCGUCGAGGAGUGAGAAGAGGGAAAGAAAGAGCGGAAAAUGGAAUUCGAGAAAAUGGUUGAAAAUUAAAUUAAAUUCUACAAGGAAUUUAACGGAGCGGCGAUAAAUUACCAAUUAGGCUAUUCAUUCGUAUGAAUUCUGGAAAUGGAAUUUGUAUUGCAAUAAUAUUAUUUGUUAUCUAUAUUUAGUUAUCAUACAUUAUAGUGUGUAUGUGCGAGUUACGCAGUGCUGCCGAGGUGUGCAUAUUAUAUGCAUAUAUAUAUAUGUAUAAUACCCGAACUAGGCCCAGUAUAGUUUAUUUAUAAACGAUUAUAAUUCGAUCACAGGUUAUUAUAUAAAUGUAAUUACUCUCUUUUUAUAUUAGAACGUGCGAGUUUUUCACGAUAGGAAAUUAUUACGCAAAUAGAUACGUUAGUUCGCCGUAAUCGAAUGGACUGAAUUGAAGUUAGAUGCCGCUCUCCGUUAUAACGGGCCUAAUUCUUUGGGUUUAUGGUUUUGUUUUAUUUUUUUUUUACCGUUCAUUUUUACUAUUUUUUUUUUAUUUUGUUUUUUUUUAUCAAUAUUAUGAUUUCUGAUUAUCAUAAUUUAUAUAUGUAUACAUAUAUAUAUAUAUAGAACGAAUGAUUAUAAAUACUUAUUAUUAUCAUAAACAUCGAACUAAUUAACCACGCGAAGGUUGCUCAAAUUCUGUAAUAAAUGGUAUCGAAGUAUAUGUAUAGUAAUAUACAACAUACUGUUUGGUAUUUUAUUCUUCAUAAUUGUAUGUUAUAAUCAAUGCUGCAUGCAGUGGUAAUGACAAUUUCCGAAAUAGAUUCAUUAUUUUAACGCAAACGUAUAAUAAUAAAAGCGAGUGUAAUCUUGGAAUAUAUACGUAGUAAUCUACGUCAUCUCCCCCCCCCCCCCCCCCCACCCCUUUUUACAUCACUACAGAGUUUUUUUUAUAUUUCAAAACUCUAUAACGAAUCAUGCCUGGUUCAUGACACUUUUGUAAAACGAUUUGUACUUAAUUAUAAUGAUUUUUAAAAUUAUUUGUAAUAUUGUUAUUGGAAAAAGUAAAGGAAACAAUGUGUAAAUUGUAAAUUUAUGACGAUUUAGUAAUAAUAAUAGUUAUACCAUCAUCGAUAUUAAUAAACUGGAAUAAAAUAAGUUUUUAUCAUCGUAUAACAUGUACGAUAAUUUACCUGCUGUUGCGCAUAAUUCAAAUUAGAUCGUCCUAUCAAUGAUUAAAAUAACUUUGCCGUGCUCUAUCUCGAAAGAAACUGA
Molecule: messenger RNA, 2662 nt
Organism: Neodiprion virginianus
Lineage: Eukaryota; Metazoa; Arthropoda; Insecta; Hymenoptera; Diprionidae
Exons: 7
Coding region: 529-1398 (289 amino acids)
Cellular component (GO): membrane
Source: RefSeq, a predicted model, not a curated record